AUGGCGCUCUCGGCAGCUCAACCAAGUCCCUUACCCAACAUGGGUGCUAACGUCAACUGCGAUGGCAAAGGUGUCAGCUUUCGUGUUUGGGCUCCUCAUGCCGACCAGGUUUACGUGGCAGGCAACUUCACAAAUCCUAUGUGGAACGAAGGUAAAAUUCCACUGGCUCGUGAAGGAAAUGAGUCAGGUUAUUGGUCAGCCCUUGUUCCCGAGGCGAAAGAGCAUGAUCACUAUAAAUUUGUCAUUUCGUGCAAGGAUCAGCCUGAUCUCUGGAAACUAGAUCCUUACUGCCGUUAUAAUACGAGCAAUGUUGACCGAAAGGACGGUUCGUCUCGUCAGAACGAAUGUGUCAUUGUCAAUCCCGAUCUGUUCAGUUGGGACGAGAAAAAAUUUACGAUGCCUUCGUGGAAUGAGCUCGUGAUAUAUGAGUUACAUAUCGGUACGUUCAGCAAUAAUGGGAAAACUGCUCAACGAUUUCUCGAUGCCAUCGAGAAAUUGGACUAUCUAGUUGAACUGGGUAUCAAUGCUAUUGAGAUCAUGCCUUGUACAGAAUUUGAAACGAAUACAUCGAUGGGAUACAAUCCUGCCCUCUUGUUUGCCAUUGAAGGUGACUAUGGAAAGGAGCGCGGUGUCCAGCGAUUUGUCAACGAGGCUAACCACCGAGGAAUUGCUGUCAUAGUUGACGUAGUUUACAACCAUUUGGGCCCGGAUAAUUUGAAUGAUUGUUUCUGGCGUUUUGACGGAUGGCACGAAAAUAUCGAUGGUGGCAUCUAUUUCUAUCAGGACGAUCGAGCUCAAACCGAUUUUGGAGCCACUCGGCCAAACUACGGGCGACCUGAAGUACGGCAAAUGUUAAGAGACAAUGCCAUGAUGUGGCUUCAUGAAUAUCAUGUCGAUGGGCUUCGUUUCGAUUCGACUGUUAAUAUACGGCGAUCAACACAAGGUGACUUGCCCGAUGGUUGGCAGUUGAUGCAAUGGAUCAAUAAAGAUAAACGUCCAGAAAAUUUUACGAUUGCUGAAGAUCUCGAGGAUAAUGAAUGGAUUACAAAGAAGCUGGAAGAUGGAGGUGCCGGCUUUGGUUCUCAAUGGGAUCCCGGUUUUUACAACGUGAUUCGUAAUGCCGUUGUACCAAUGAACGACGAAUCACGAUCGAUAGCAUCUAUCCAAGCUGCUCUUAACAAGCGCUACAAUGGAGAUGCAUUUCAACGUGUUAUAUAUUCUGAAUCGCACGAUGAAGUGACGGAACAUUUUGGGAUCAAGUUGGGUCGUAUGCCUGAGAAAAUCUGGCAAGGUAAUGCUGAUUCUUGGGCUAGUCGAAAACGGUCGACACUAGCCGCUGCCAUCGUCUUGACCGCGCCCGGUGUGCCUAUGCUCUUUCAGGUAUGA
Rotaria sp. Silwood2 is the source of this 1386-nucleotide messenger RNA. NCBI's taxonomy places the organism in Eukaryota, Metazoa, Rotifera, Eurotatoria, Philodinida, Philodinidae. The record is from the annotation of a GenBank genome assembly.